AGUAUAUUCGGGUGUGAAGCUGUAGCCUGCAGAGUGCUUGCAGUGAGAGAAUGCACUGUCCUGGUCGUGAAAGUUUUUAGAAAAUGCAAGUCUGAAAAUCUCGUGCACAUUGCAGAUUCGUAUUUAUGGCAGUUUGGUAAAAACGCAAUGUAAACAAAUUAUGAAAAUUUGUUGCUACAUUGUAUAUGUUAAUCAUGAAUCAAUGAUAGUCAACCUCGGACAGUUUAUAUGGCGGACAGUUGGAGUAUAGGCCACAAAGACUGUCAAUUUAUUAGUUACGUCAUACAUAACCAGUUGAAAAAUCCACGCACAAACAGACACUCACUGACAUGCAAGCCAUAGAGAAAGCAAAAGUGCGCAAGAACUACACGCUCCUGGUGGAGGACCUCCAGGUACAGUACUAUGUAGCAGACUUCCUGUACCAGCAAGGGGUUCUCUCUUUUGAUGACAAGGAGAGAAUCUUGGCUCAAGUGACAUCACAGGAUAAAACAAAGAUGCUUCUGGAUAUGAUCCUCAAAACUGACAGACCUGACAGCUAUGCCCAGUUCCUGAAGUCACUGGAGGAAGAAUAUGGUUACCUGCAAGAUGAGAUCAGUAACACCACAGUGACAGAGGAAGAGAUACGGAUCUUCCAAGAUCCACCACCUGAAGCAGAGGUGUUAGAAGCAGUGAGGAGGGAAUUGCAGUUAUUUUACAUAAAAACUUUUACCAAGCAGGAGCCACUCCCAUGGAAUGAAGAUUUUGUCAUUAGUCUCCCAGACGUGUACACAAGCCUAGAAAUAUUGGAGAAGGAUACAUAUAAAAGACAUCUGAUGGGUCCUGUGUCACUGCAGGAUUUAUUUACAACUAGACCUCUGCCUGGCAGCACCUCACCAGCAAGGCACAUUUACAUAGAUGGCGUUGCUGGAAGUGGCAAGACAACCCUCUGCCAAAAGCUUGCAUAUGAUUGGGCCACAGGCAAUGAGCAGAAUUCUGUUUGUCAUUUUAGCUUAGUUUUGAAAAUUGAACUUCAGUUUGUUAGAGCUGAAAUGCGUUUAGUCGAUGCAGUUUUUGAUCAGUUGCUUCCAGAAGAUUUUAAUUUAUCAAAGGACGAGGUUAUUCACUGUAUACAUCACAAUCAAAGCAGUAUGUUAUUGAUUUUAGAUGGUUUGACCGAUGCAUCUCAAUAUACUAAACAAAAGGUACUUGAUUUUUUAGCAGGAAAGGUUCUAAGGCAUAUUACUAGCAUUGUCACAUCAAGACCAACAAAAAUUUCAGCAAAGUAUUUUGAUUUGCGUCUUAGGUGCAAAGGUUUUAAUAAGGAAAAUGCUAAGAAGUUUAUUGCUCAAUAUUUCAGUGGUAAACAGGAAAAGUGUUACCAGAGCCUCUUAGAUGAAGUUGAUGAGCAUUCUCUUGUGGAAGAACUUGUUCAAAACCCUUUCAAUACUUUGUUAUUGUGUGCCUUAUGGGAAGACAAUCAGUGCCGUCUGCCCAGAUCCCUAACACAGUUAUUUAGUGAGAUUGUAUUCACUUCUGUCAAAAGAUACUGUCACAAGCACAAAGCAGGGUUUUCAGGGAGUGAAAUGCCUUGGGAAUGUGAACAGAUGUUGUCAGAAAUUGAAGAACUAGCAUUUACAGGUAUAACUCAGCACGAGUGUGAAUUUUCUCGAGAUGACGUGGAUGCAAAACUGUCUAACUGUGAUGCAUACAAACUUGGGUUCCUUGCAAGACAGCCUGCCAAAUCUAGGCUGCAGACUACUGCAUACUAUAGGUUCUCUCAUAAGAAUGUCCAAGAGUUCUUAGCUGCCCGUCAUGCCCUCAGAUUAUCAGAUGAGAAAUUACAACAUCAUUUCCAAGAAUUCCUUGUCAAUCAGGAAAGUCGUAUUCUCUGUAUAUUCAUAGUAGGGGUCCUGAAGGAUCAUUUAGAACGGCUCGUGCCUUUGUUUGAGAUUCUUGCAGAAUUCUGCCAAAAUUCCUGUAGGGAUGAUCAGUUGAUUGUCACAAAACACCGGUGGUCUAGUUGUGAUUCAAGUCUUCAAAAAUACCCUUACAUCUUCAAUAAGACCUUCCGCCCUUUCGCAGUGUGUUUCAACUGCCUUAACGAGGCAGACAAUCACCCAGAAUGUGUGAGCAUCAUUGCUCAGGCCAUGCCAAAAGAUCUGUUUCUUGACAUUAAAAGUUUUAAAAAUCACUACCUGUGUCAUGAAGUGGAAGGGAGUUGCUUUGCAGUACUGGAGAACAUUCCUUGUCCUAGGUCAGUCAUGGUACUGGAGUUGUCCUAUUUCUCGGAGAAGGAUCCCAAUAAGGCUGCCCAGCAGGUAGUUCAUGCUGUCUCUCAUAUUGCCAAGCACAGUGAAGGGCAGUAUGAACUGUUUAUUUACUGUGAUGGGUUGAACUUCUAUGGUUUUGCUUCAAUUCCUUUCAUACUUGAUAUUCUUGGGGACUUCUGUGCUAAGGAAGGCAACUGUUCUUUUCUGAAGAAACUCUCAUGUAUCAAUUUUCUCAUUCAUGGGUGCUCCAUCCUUCGUUGCAUGACUGAUGAGGAGAUAUGGACUGAGAUGAAGCUCCAGACACCAAACACACACUGUCUGCCCCCUAUUGUUUUCUACCACAAUAAGCUGCCUUGUCCCCAUGCUUCAGCCAACCCUGAAGUAGGAGUUCUCAGGGCCAAUCCAUUGUACCAUGGAAAUAACAGGAGCAGGGCUGAGGAUAGUGAUGACAGUGAGAUUGUUAUCUUGGAAACUGAAGGUUCUAUCAUUUACCAAGUGUUCAAAAAAUUGAAUCCUUCUGUUCAUGUUGAAAUGCACAAAGCAGAUAUCCCCAUAGACUUCUUUUUGGAUAUGUACUGAAUCAUUUUAUGAUAGUCCCACAAAUCAAGAAGUUGUAAGUUGUUUACAACUUCUAGCACAAAUUCAUUUAUGUUGGACCGCAUAUCUGAGUAUUUCUUUUGACAUUUGGUCAUAAAGCACUUUUUAUUUUGCACAGCUAUUCCCUCAUUUAAUGAGCCCUCAAUGUAUAUUUAUUUUGGAACGUUUAUUUGAAGCUUACUUUCAUUUUUUUUUUGUUUUUGAAGUCACAUGGCAUUUGAGUUCAAAGCACCUUAUUUUUCACAAAUUCUUAAUUUUGAAUUAAUUGUGCCAUGUAAGAUGUGAUAUUUUGCCUUAACUUUGAAAUAUAUUAAAGGAUAAAGCUAUCAAAGGUGAACAUGCUUUUCCCUAUUGAAAAGAAUUUUUGUUUUUAUCAUGUUCAUUCAAGUUAAUUUAAGUGCAUGAUUACAAAUGGAAUUAAUUUAUUCAUCCUGAUUUAUGACACAUUUACUGAUAUAUAUAUAUAUAUAUAUAUAUAUAUAUAUAUAUAUAUAUAUAUAUAUAUAUAUAUGUUCAUGGUUUUUCCUGUACAUAAUGAAUGUAUGAAGGUUAUGACUUAAAAUGGAGUUGAUUUUCAAUAAGGAAGUGCUUCUUGUAUCUUGAAAUGUUUUUUAUGUCAGUAGAGCAGAUAACACAGAUGAUGAAGUAUUAUCCACAAAGUUUUUUUUUAUCAUUUUAGUGAUAGGUUUAAGUGAUAAGGAAAUCGAUAUAAAACAUUUUUUGAAAAGUGUUAUUCAGAGAUGAGAUAUUUUGAACUAAUUUCAUGUUAAGAAUAAUAGACACUACAGUGUGUGUUUCUUUGCUUUUCAUUUGAUGAUUGGUCAGAAAAAUGGUGCUUUAGUUUUCUGUGUAUAAAAAGAAUCUCUUUUUGUUUUUUACUUAAUCUCAUUGUGGGUGAAUGUUUUUUGUUUUCUUUACGUAUCACACCUCAUGCCCGGUUGACUUUCUUAUAAAAAAUAAUGCAUUGUCAAUUUUGAACAAUCUGAUGGUUAUAUGAAACAAUAA
Lingula anatina is the source of this 3851-nucleotide messenger RNA. Its product is annotated as NLR family CARD domain-containing protein 4. The record is from RefSeq and is a predicted model, not a curated record. Gene Ontology annotation, biological process: regulation of apoptotic process. Lineage: Eukaryota; Metazoa; Brachiopoda; Lingulata; Lingulida; Lingulidae.